AUUGCCCAGGAUUGGCUGUUGGCCAGGCCAACAUGAAGAGCAAAGUGGGCCAAAAACGAAUUAAUCUAUUUCACUGCGACAGUAAAUCGCAAAAUUGUUUUUGAAAGUGAAAAAGUUGCCAAUUCAAUUGAUAGUAUUACAGCCAUGGAUACAGGACCACUAGCCAUGAUGUUCACCAGCCUGGGGUUAUUGGCGUUGGUGGUGUUGAUGUUUCUGCUCCUUGCCUGCCAUUGUAUGGGAUCAGGACGAGCAGCCAGCUGGAUGCGUAUGCGUUCCAGCAAGGAGGAGGAGAAGAUUGGACUGUCCAAGCACAAGCACAAGCUCUUCCAUGCCAAUGGUUAUAUGGCAAGUAUUCAGACCGGCUCCGAGUUUCUUUUGAGCACCAGUGGAAGCUUCAAGCGAUUCGACACCAUUGAUAAAGAGGAUUAUCAUCAGCGUUCCCAGCAAUUGUCAAAUGGGGGUAAUGGUUGUUUGCCACCCGAAACGAACACCACGAAGACCACUCCAUUGUGGAAUCUACCGCAGGCGGAUGCGGCUAUACCCCCGCAACCUUUGCGCCCUGCUCCUGCUCCGAAUAGUGCUGGUCCUGGAUCGAAAACUGUGACAUUCUCCUUUAGCAAUGAGAUACGGAACGGUGGAGGAGAAUUGCCACAACCGUUGGAGGCACCACCGGCAGCUCCAUUGCGUCUAUCUACAUCCGCCUCAAUUAUGCAAACGGGCACAGCCAUACCCCGACCACUGGCCAAGAGGCAGGUCUCUUUGCAGCAGGUCAUCGUUAGUCGGAAGCCCACGGAAGAGAACACGGAACAGUCCCAGCAGCCGGAGGAUGAACGACGAGUUCCGCCAAUUUUAAAGCGCCGCAAUUCCAGCACAAAUCCAUUUUUAUGCGAGUCCUUGGACUCAACUGCCACACCCACCACCCCGAAUCCAGCUCCUGCGACCUCACCUCCGUCACCACCUCAGCAGGACAAUGGAAAUCCUUUUGCGGAGACAACGAAUUCUCAACCUCCUACUAACCGCCUGUUCAAAUUGUCUGGAGCCUGCCCCUCGAAUCCCUUUACACGACUCAAGGGUCCGCAUUUGCUGCAGAAAACCAUCUCCGAGGAUUACCUCUUCCGCAAGCUGGGUGCUGGGAUCCAUGCCAAUGGCAAUGCCGCAAUCAGUGCAAAUGGCAAUAGCACAUGGUCCUUUGGUCGCUCUCUGCUCAGGCAGGAAUCGUCGAUCAGUUUGGGACUGGGUCGUCGCAAUAGCUCACAGAGCUCACUGGAUAGUGGUUCAUUGGAUGGCGGCUUGAAUUUGGGACGCGGCAUUUCCUGUGAUUCCGUCAAUUCCGACUCCUCAUUGUUUCUCGAUCAGCUCGAUCAGCCAUAUACACAAAUAACCGGAUAUCUCUGUGUGGGCCUUCAAUAUGAUAACCUAACCAACCACGGUCUGGAGCUAAUAGUCAGUGUUCUAGAGGCCAAGGGUCUCAUCUGUCCAUUCAGCGUGGAUUCGUUGGACACGUUCGUGCGCAUUUACCUGGUGCCCGAUCAUCCAGGUGCCAUGCAGACAAAGGUAGUGAAUGCCUCCCUCACACCCGCUUACAAUGAGAGCUUCAACUUCUGGUUGCAUAAAAAGCAGAUGAGGCAUUCUCUGUGGUUCCAUCUCUAUCACAAUGGACCCGCCCACACGCUGAUCGGUGAGGCGGAGAUGGAAAUCGGAGAGAUACCCAAACCCAUAACCACAUGGAUACCAUUGUCCGAUUCGAGGAAAUGCAACGCCCGCUGGGGUGAGCUUAUGUUCUCGCUCAGCUAUCUGCCCACAGCGGAACGUCUCACCAUUGUUGUGGUCAAGGGUCGCAAUUUAAAAAUGGAACUGGACACGGAUUCCGACUCAGAUGACACCAGACUGGUGCAGCAUAUUUUCGUAAAGGUCUAUUUGAUGAACAACGAGAAGAAGGUUCUGAAAAAGCGGACUUCAUUGAAGCGCAAGGAUCGCUGUCCCAUUUUCAAUGAGUCGAUGAUAUUCAGUGUGCCGCCUCAUAGUCUGACCACAGUGCAAUUGCGUCUCACCGUGUUUGGUGUGACUGAGAAUGGGAUAUUGCCGCUGGGCCAUGUCAUUGCCGGCAGCUGUGCUGUUGGCAAGGGUCUGCGGCACUGGCAUCAGAUGUUGUCCUCGUUGCGCAAACCGGUGGCCAUGUGGCACGUCCUGAGGCGUGCCAUCAAUCAGCCAAUUUUCACAGGCGGAGCCGAGGCUGUAGUGGCCGCUAUGCAAUCCACCCUAGAAAGGGCGAGUGCCAAGAGGAACAGCAUUGUCUAGAACCCCGAGAAACUCUAGUCGGCGGCGGAUCAGAGGAAGAUCUGUGCAUCUCAUUGACAGCAAUUUCACACUUUACUCAUUGAGGCGUUUAAUUUUGGCUAAACCCUUUCUUCCCUUUCCCCAAAAAACACAAAUCAACCGAAUUAUUUUCGGCACUAAAAAAGAUAUUUUCAAACCGAAAAUAACCUUGUUAAUAUCCUUAGUUGAUCAACAUGCUAAGGUUUUCCGAUUCACCAAAACUCCAACAUAGAAAUCCACUAAUUGAUUUCUAAGAUUUGUAUCUCUUUUGAAUCGAGUAGGACCGAAUUGGAAUACCCACACAAUAUGUUGGCAACACUGGACACAUAAAUAUCGUUUAUUAUUUUAUAUUAUUAUUUAAUCAUCUCCCAAAGUCUAGGAUAGUUUGAGUAAUUCAAUCAAACCAAAUGAAAUCGAAUUGCAUUUUAAAUGAAACCCUAUAAAUUGCAUUUACUAUGGCUAACAUGAAAAACUUUUAUUACUUUUCUACUCUUUCUCCUAACAAAAAAAAACCUAAAAACUCACAUGAUGGGAAAAUUCUAUA
Molecule: messenger RNA, 2860 nt
Organism: Drosophila willistoni
Lineage: Eukaryota; Metazoa; Arthropoda; Insecta; Diptera; Drosophilidae
Exons: 6
Coding region: 145-2298 (717 amino acids)
Biological process (GO): calcium-ion regulated exocytosis; regulation of dopamine secretion; regulation of calcium ion-dependent exocytosis
Molecular function (GO): calcium ion binding; SNARE binding; phosphatidylserine binding
Source: RefSeq, a predicted model, not a curated record